Messenger RNA from Agelaius phoeniceus (red-winged blackbird), 276 nucleotides. The record is from RefSeq and is a predicted model, not a curated record. Lineage: Eukaryota; Metazoa; Chordata; Aves; Passeriformes; Icteridae.
AUGACUGAGAUUUACUUCAAGUUCCGCGGAAACCUGACUGGCCGUGUCCACCUUCCAACUCUGGCUACUGAAGUAGACACAACAGCAGACAAAUAUUCUGGCCUCUAUGUGUACGUGGGGCUGUUCCUAACCCUCCUGGCUCUCCUCCUGAUCCUGCUCUUCUCCAUGCUCCUGCGCCUGAAGCACGUUGUGUCCCCCAUCACCUCCCCAGAGAGCACUGAGAACGUGCAGCACUUCACAGACGUGGAGAUGCACAGCAGGAUCCCCACCACGUAG